Galdieria sulphuraria is the source of this 1328-nucleotide messenger RNA. RefSeq lists its product as uncharacterized. The record is from RefSeq and is a predicted model, not a curated record. Lineage: Eukaryota; Rhodophyta; Bangiophyceae; Galdieriales; Galdieriaceae. The coding region runs from base 457 to 1188 and encodes 243 amino acids. The transcript has 2 exons.
CAGUAAUCAGAAAUUAUUUAUUAAAAUUAAAAAAUUCAUAUGUAGCGGGUCGUGAAGUUACGUGUCGUUUCGAAAGUGAAACAGCAAAAAUGAAUGGUAUAUGUUGACCAAUCGGGAGCAAUCAUCAACGUGUCAUGCCAGCGUGUGGUCCUGCCAAUUGCCGAUGUGUCGAUUGACAACAUGGCACCCUAUUCUACUAGUAAGCAGGCAACACGUAAUUCGAGGAAAACUGGUUUAAAAAGAAUGCACUCUCCAUCAUCCUCAUUUUCAACUGUUUGAGAUAAAAACCAUGGUGCGUUCCAAACUAUCUACUGGUGUUAUACUGGUGCUAGCUAUUAUCGUUUUAGCAAAUGCGGCCCCUUUCAACUUGAAAGUACAAUAUAAUCAAAAGUAAGUAAUACAACUAAAACAACACUUCCUGUCAACUUAAAGAACAUAGAUAUCAACGUCAACAGAAUGAGGAGUCUGGAUCUGCCUCUGGAAGCUUAUCCACUUCUUCCAGUGGUAUCACAUCAAGUGUUUCUCAACAAGGCUCUAGCAGUGGUGACGCAGGCAAUUACCAGUAUAGCCUCGUUGGUCUCGACGUUGGUUUCGACACCAGUUUCAACACCAGUCUCGACACAGACGACUGUUCCUCACUCUCCAAGUCCUCCUCCUAGUGGACCUACUCCUAGUGGACCAAGUUCGCCAAGUGGACCUUCCUCUCCAGGUGCUCCUAGUGGACUUACUCCUAGUGGACCAAGUUCGCCAAGUGGACCUUCCUCUCCAGGUGCUCCUAGUGGACCUACUCCUCCUAGUGGACCUAGUUCGCCAAGUGGACCUUCCUCUCCAGGUGCUCCUAGUGGACCAAGUUCGCCUAGUGGACCAAGUUCGCCAAGUGGACCUUCCUCUCCAGGUGCUCCUAGUGGACCUACUCCUCCUAGUGGACCUAGUUCGCCAAGUGGACCUUCCUCUCCAGGUGCUCCUAGUGGACCUAGUUCGCCUAGUGGACCUUCCUCUCCAGGUGCUCCUAGUGGACCUACUCCUCCUAGUGGACCUAGUUCGCCUAGUGGACCUUCCUCUCCAGGUGCUCCUAGUGGACCUACUCCUCCUAGUGGACCUAGUUCGCCUAGUGGACCUUCCUCUCCAGGUGCUCCUAGUGGACCAAGUUCGCCUAGUGGUCCAAAAGCAUCACCAGUUUGGUAUUAAAAGGGUGAAACAUUGAGAAACGUUACAAAAUAAAGGUUUGUGCUUCUUGUUUCGGCUUCAAUUCCCAGACCACUUGUUCUGUCUACCUGCCUUGUCAGAUUCUCUCCGAUGGAAAAUGAGGACAUACUAUCGCGUUGACA